Messenger RNA from Camellia sinensis, 948 nucleotides. NCBI's taxonomy places the organism in Eukaryota, Viridiplantae, Streptophyta, Magnoliopsida, Ericales, Theaceae. The record is from RefSeq and is a predicted model, not a curated record.
AUGGCGUCAAGAAAGCUGGCACACUAUUUUCAUGCCCAUAUGAUAGUUAUGCUAACCGAGUUUCCACUAAAGGUGCUCUUUGAAAAGGUAGACUUCACCGGGAGAAUUUUGAAAUGGGUCGUGGAAUUGGGGCAGUACGAUAUCAAGUUCCGCCCGCGCACCACAAUCAAGGCCCAAGCUCUUGCAGACUUCGUGGCGGAAUUUGCCCUUGGAACGCAUCCAGUUUGCCCGGUUGAUUUGGCUAGUGCAGAUUUAGCACAGCCCAUGGAUCAGGCGAUGGAGACAAGUGUUGGCUCGCAAGUGAAAGAAGGGCAAAAGGAGACUGAACUGGCGAAGUCGGGUCACUCAUUAGAAGACGGACUCAAUGAAGACAAGGAAAGAGACCAGAAUGAGUCGAUCAGAGACUUGGAACUGAGGAGCUCCCAAAACCCUUCUGAUUGCUGGAAGCUGUUCAUUGGCGAGAUGUGGAAGCUCUUCGUCGAUGGGGCAUCCAAUAGGCACGGGGCCGGGCUGGGUAUCGUACUGACUUCUCUGGACGGGCUGAUUAUCGAGCAGGAAAUUACGCUCGGCUUCCCUGCAUCCAACAACGAGGCAGAGUAUGAAGCCCUCUUUGCCGAGCUAAGAAGCGCAUUGAGAAUGAAAGCAUCAGCCCUUAUGGUAUUCAGCGAUUCUAAGCUGGUGGUCAAUCAGGUUUCAGGAGAGUAUGAGGCAAGGGAUGAGAGAAUGGCCAAGUAUCAGGCCCUGGUGUGCGCAGAGAUCAAGAAGUUCAACGCCAUAAGAGUGGAACAGAUCAACCGUGAAGAAAACAACAUGGCUGAUGAAUUGGCCGGACUCGCUUCUACUCAGACAGUUUUUCCUAACCCCUUGAUGAUAGAAUUCUUACCUCGGCCAAGUAUUGAGGAACCAGAAGCGACCGAGGUACUCUACACCGACUUGGGUCCUUCCUAG